This is a messenger RNA of Oldenlandia corymbosa var. corymbosa, 3051 nucleotides long. NCBI's taxonomy places the organism in Eukaryota, Viridiplantae, Streptophyta, Magnoliopsida, Gentianales, Rubiaceae. The record is from the annotation of a GenBank genome assembly.
UAUUUUUUUUUUGAAGAAGAAAAAGAACAGUUAUAAUCAUUUUAAGAAAAUCCUCCAAAGAGCAAGCCGGAUUUAAUUUUGGUCGAAUUAGUUAGGAAUCUUUCAAUUUCCGGUACUAUGUAUUUCUCUCUUUCCAUACUCCUAAAUUUCCUUCUUUAGUUCAAUCGCAUUCAUCAGAGAAUAACAAUUCAUAUAAUAUGCAUUUACUUGAUGUAAAAAUUAAAUUUCUUUUUUAAAAAAAGAAACAAAUAUCUGAAAACACACUCUUUUGACUAAAAUACAAUAAACAAUGGUAGAAGUGCAAGGUACUUACACAUUAAUUAUUUAUUCGAUUUUAAUGUGUUUGCAUCCCACAUGUGUUGCACUGGUUUGGUUCAUUUUCAGUUACCAUUCUUUUCCCCUAUAAAAUGCCAAUGAAUUCUUACACCUAAUUAGGAGAAAGACCAAACUAUCAAUUUCUUCAUUGCAUUGGUUUGUGCUCUUCUCUCCAGCUUCCACACAGUUUAACCAUUUUCCAAAUCAUCUGGUAGCUGAGGAGGGAGGGAAGAAACACACACACACACACACAGAGUAACAUAUAAUUAAGGUCAUUUGAGAGAGAGAAAAGAUGGCUUCUGCAGCAUCAUGUGGUGUUUUCAUGAGGAGCAAUGUCCUCCCUUUGUUCCAAUCUCAAGAUGCUAUUUCUUCUUCAAGCUUGUUUACUUGUAUUCGCACCAACAAGAGAAAGUUUUCUGGAGUAGUGUCUGUUCAUCAGCAGGACAAGAGUAGUACAAAUGCAAACAAUGAAGUUGAUGAUUUAGUGAAGAAUGAGUAUUUGACAAAGCAAAAUGGACAGCCUAAAACAAGUAGUCUCAAAUUCUCUGGAGAGAAACCAGAUACUCCAAUUUUGGACACCAUAAAUCAUCCUAUUCAUAUGAAGAAUCUUUCAGUUCAGGAGCUUAAGCAAUUAGCCGAUGAGCUGCGGGAAGAAAUCGUGUAUGUGGUGUCGAAGACCGGGGGGCAUCUAAGUGCAGGCCUUGGGGUUACUGAGCUAACUGUUGCUCUUCAUCAUGUAUUCAAUUCUCCUGAAGAUAAAAUCAUCUGGGAUGUCGGUCAUCAGACAUAUCCACACAAAAUCUUGACUGGAAGGAGGGCAAGGAUGCAUACAAUCCGACAAACUUUUGGACUCGCUGGGUUUCCUAAAAGGGAUGAAAGUGUGCACGACGCCUUUGGAGCUGGGCACAGUUCAACAUCCAUUUCUGCCGGUUUAGGAAUGGCAGUUGGAAGAGAUCUGCUAGGGAAGGACAAUCAUGUAAUAUCAGUAAUAGGAGAUGGAGCCAUGACAGCAGGACAAGCUUUUGAAGCCAUGAACAAUGCAGGCUAUCUUGAUUCAAAUCUCAUCAUCAUAUUAAAUGAUAAUAAACAGGUUUCCCUCCCUACAGCCACAGUUGAUGGUCCAGCUCCCCCUGUUGGUGCAUUGAGUCAAACCUUAGCCAAGCUUCAAGCAAGCACCGAAUUUCGCCAACUCCGGGAAGCAGCAAAAGAAGUGACUAAGAGCCUAGGGACACACACACAUGAAAUUGCAUCCAAAGUGGAUACUUAUGUCAGAGGAUUCGCUAGUGGAUCAGGGGCUCCUCUGUUUGAAGAGUUGGGACUUUAUUACAUUGGUCCAGUUGAUGGCCACAACAUUGAAGAUCUUGUGUACAUUUUCCAGAAAGUAAAAUCAUUGCCUGCACCUGGACCUGUCCUGAUUCACGUUGUCACUGAAAAAGGAAAAGGGUACCCUCCUGCUGAAGCAGCCGCGGAUAAAAUGCACGGGGUUGUGAAAUUUGAUCCUCGGACUGGAAAGCAAAUGAAGUCUGUGUCAAAAACAAAGGCAUACACCACUUAUUUCGCGGAGUCAUUGAUAGCUGAAGCAGAGCAAGAUGAAAAGAUAGUGGCUAUCCAUGCUGCAAUGGGAGGUGGAACUGGUCUGAAUUUGUUCCAAAAACGCUUCCCUGAACGAUGUUUCGACGUUGGGAUCGCCGAGCAACAUGCAGUAACUUUUGCUGCUGGUUUAGCCGUAGAAGGACUAAAACCCUUUUGUGCUAUCUACUCAUCUUUUCUUCAAAGAGGUUAUGAUCAGGUUGUUCAUGAUGUGGAUCUUCAGAAACUGCCUGUGAGAUUUGCUAUGGACAGGGCAGGACUUGUAGGUGCUGAUGGUCCAACACAUUGUGGGGCAUUUGACACUACAUAUAUGGCUUGUUUGCCCAAUAUGGUUGUCAUGGCUCCAGCUGAUGAGGCUGAACUCAUGCACAUGAUUGCAACCGCUGCUUCUAUCGAUGACCGCCCGAGUUGUUUGAGGUAUCCAAGAGGCAAUGGCAUUGGAGUAGUUCUUCCAACAAACAACAAAGGAACUCCUUUGGAGAUUGGCAGGGGAAGGAUCUUAACGGAAGGAAGCAGGGUAGCUAUAUUGGGUUAUGGAACUAUAGUACAGAACUGUUUAGCUGCUGGAAAACUUCUUGAAGAGAUUGGCAUAUCAGCUACAAUUGCUGAUGCAAGAUUCUGCAAGCCUCUUGAUGGGAUUUUAAUCCGGCAACUCGCGAAAGAACACGAAGUCCUCAUCACUGUUGAAGAAGGAUCAAUUGGAGGCUUUGGUUCUCAUGUCUCACACUUCUUAUCAUUGAAUGGAUUACUUGAUGGAAAUCUGAAGUUGAGGUCCAUGAUGCUACCUGACAGAUACAUUGACCAUGGGGCUCCAAAGGAUCAGGUUGAAGAAGCUGGGCUCACACCAAAACAUAUUGCAGCAACUGUUUUAUCCCUAAUUGGAGAAAGCAAAGACAGUUUACACCUUGUUAACCUAUGAGAUGGAGUCAAAUUAUAACAUGAUUUGGCUGGAAAAUACAUUAGAUUAUUUUUCAAAGUUUGAUCCACAAUUCGUUGUCAUCCCCCAUCAUUUUGUUCCCAUGCAUGUUGUAUAUACUAAAGAAAGUGAUCAUGAAACAAAUUCGAUAAUAUGAAAUCCUUCCGUUUAAUGCCAUUACAAUUGAAGCUAACUUAGCAAAUGUGUUCAUCUUGGGGAAUCAUCAUAUG